AUGUAUAGAAUUUUAUUCUGUAUUAAAAUUUUUCUAUUUACACUCUUCAUUUGGAUAUUCCGCGCUGCUUCUAAUUAUGAAGUUUCAUGUUAUGACUUAAAGGUUAAGGCAAAAAAUGCGCAAAAUGAUGCUCAGUUAAGAACAUCUAGGCUACUAUCAUCAAGCGAACUAGAUGUAGAAAUAGAAGAAGAAAUAAAUGAUAAUGUAGUUGAUUCACAGGAAAUAGCUUCAUCAUCAUCAAGUUCAUGCAGUUUAGGUAGAAGUAGUGAAGAAUUUGUCCGAGAGAGUAGCCGAGACAUUAGCCAAGAAAUCAGACGAGACCUUGACCGAGAGAGUAGCCGAGACAUUAGCCAAGAAAUCAGACGAGACCUUGACCGAGAGAGUAGCCGAGACAUUAGCCAAGAAAUCAGACGAGACCUUGACCGAGAGAAUAGCCGAGACAUUAGCCAAGAAAUCAGACGAGACCUUGACCGAGAGAGUAGCCGAGACAUUGACCGAGACCGAAGCCGAGACCUUGACCGAGAUAUUGAAUCAUUUAAAAAAUACAUAGCAGAUGUGGCAACAAGUGAUAAACCAUUUAAGGAAAAAAUGGACGAUACAAAAGCUUAUAUCAAGAAUAUGGAUCCAAAGGUAAGAAAAAAAAUUAAACAAGAAAUUAGGGACAAGGUAAAUGAGAGUGAACUUAGUAGACGUCGAAGUAAAAGUCCGAAAAUAUGUCGUAAGUGUAAAGGAAUGAUUGAUAAAUUAUAUUAUGAUGAUUAUAAAAUGAUGGUUAAAAUGAAAAAGAUGGAAAAAAGAACGUCAGCUCUUAUUUUUGGAACUGGUGUCCUAUCUGGUUUAUUAGCUUUUCUUUUAAUACCCUUUGAAUUAAUUACAUGCUCUGGAACACUUUUUGCUUUGGCAUUCGUUCUACUUAUCUUUCUUUUGAAGAAGAUUUAA
Messenger RNA from Plasmodium gonderi, 939 nucleotides. RefSeq names its product Plasmodium exported protein, unknown function. The transcript has 2 exons. Lineage: Eukaryota; Apicomplexa; Aconoidasida; Haemosporida; Plasmodiidae. The record is from RefSeq and is a predicted model, not a curated record. The coding region runs from base 1 to 939 and encodes 312 amino acids.